Messenger RNA from Alnus glutinosa, 1606 nucleotides. Its product is annotated as auxin-responsive protein IAA27. The record is from RefSeq and is a predicted model, not a curated record. The transcript is spliced from 5 exons. Gene Ontology annotation, cellular component: nucleus. Bases 251 to 1285 code for a protein of 344 amino acids. Lineage: Eukaryota; Viridiplantae; Streptophyta; Magnoliopsida; Fagales; Betulaceae. Gene Ontology annotation, biological process: regulation of DNA-templated transcription. Gene Ontology annotation, molecular function: protein binding.
UUCAUUGUUCACAAAUAUUAUUCAAUCUCUUUCCAUUUCUAAGUUUUACAGGCUUCACAGUGCAGAGAGAGAGAGAGAGAGAGUGGGAAAAGCCGAAAGAAGCUUCUCUUUCUUCAUCUACUUGAUUGUCACUUAGUCCUUGCUGUAAACAGCUUCUUCUUGCUCUUGUUCUUCUUGUUUAAAAGGCAUUUUCUGCUUCUGUGGGUGUUAUUACUGUGAUUUAUUUAAGGUUUGGGCUGGUGAAGCUUUGAUGUCUGUGUCUUUGGAGCAUGAUUACAUAGGCUUAUCGGAGCCUCCUCCUCCUUCAAUGGAAGGCUCUGAGAGGAAAAGCGGGGGCUUGAACCUUAAAGCCACUGAGCUGAGGCUUGGCUUGCCUGGGUCCGAGUCACCGGAGAGAGAUAACGGGUACCCGCUUGGGGUGGUGAAGAGCAUGUUGGGAGUGUCGUCUGGGGCCAAGAGGGGCUUCUCCGACGCCAUUGAUGGAAGCUCUGGGAAGUGGGUUUUCUCUGGGAGUGGUGGAUCUGAAGCUGAGUUGGGUAAAGGUGGGAACUUGUUCUCUCCCAGAGGUAGUAAUAGUGUGGGGAAGGGUGGUCUUGGAAGUGGGUCGGAGGUUAACAAUCAGAAUACGGGUGUGGGUGGUCCGGUUUUGAAAGAUGGUAAUGCUGUUGGUCCUCAGUCGCCUAAGCCGUUGCAGGAGAAGAAGCCUCAGCUCUCUGCUCCUGCGGCAAAGGCACAGGUUGUGGGAUGGCCACCAAUUCGCUCUUUCCGGAAGAAUUCAAUGGCUUCUCAUCCUCCAAAGAGUGACGAUGAUGCAGAGGGCAAGUUGGGAUGGCCACCAAUUCGCUCUUUCCGGAAGAAUUCAAUGGCUUCUCAUCCUACAAAGAGUGACGAUGACGCAGAGGGCAAGUUGGGAUCUGGGUGUCUUUAUGUCAAGGUCAGCAUGGAUGGUGCUCCAUACCUGAGGAAGAUUGAUCUCAAAACCUAUGGCAGCUACAUGGAACUCUCUUCAGCAUUGGAAAAGAUGUUCAGCUGCUUUACAAUUGGUCAGUGUGGCUCUCAUGGAGUUCCAAGCAGAGAUGGAUUGAGCGAGAGCCGUUUAAUGGAUCUCCUCCAUGGUUCUGAAUAUGUACUCACCUAUGAAGACAAGGAUGGUGAUUGGAUGCUAGUUGGUGAUGUUCCCUGGGAGAUGUUCACCGACUCAUGUAAGAGGAUGAGGAUUAUGAAGAGUUCGGAUGCCAUUGGGCUAGCCCCAAGGGCAAUGGAAAAGUGCAAAAACCGUAACUAGGGCACAACACUAGCGCAAUGGAUGGAUAUGAUAGUCUAAUUAAGCAUAAUGAUAAUGGAUGUGGUUUCUAUCUAAAUGCUGAAAGCCAUGAAUGGGCCUCAAAAUCGGCCCCGCUGUUUCCUUUCUAUGUAUGGUUCUAAAUGUUGAAGAUUUGAUGUAAUGAAAAAACAAUGUAGUAGGUAAGAUAUAUCAUCCUAGAUGGUCCCCAUGUUUCUUAGGUUCCCCCCUCUCCUCUCUCUCUCUCUUUCUGUGAUGUAAUCCGAUUCUGAUUGCUGGUUGUUAAGCUUACAGUAUUAUGUAAAUGGUUUGCUUGCUGUAGAA